GAGAGAGACAGAGAGAGAGGUCAAACAAUGACAACAAAGAAAGUGAGAGAAAACUAGAAUUUCAAAGAUCUUUCGUCUCUCUCUUUCACUUUCUUAAAAGAUUUAUUUUUAAACGUAGUUUCAUGCAGAAGCAGAAUCUCGUCCCGUAAUAAUCUAAACUGUUCAUACGUAAUUGUUCUUUCACACUCCCAAGACUGAGGAUUAUUCUUUUAAUCAAAGGCUUGGGACAUAUAAUGUUGGUGAUGGUUAAGGCAUAGUGAUGGCAGCAUUUCCAUUAAACGUUAUCUCCAUGGUUGAAAAUGUUCUUCAUAAGUAUGACGAAAGAUUAGACCAAAGAUUAGACGAAAGAUUAAGCGACACUCACUUCGCAUCAAGGAAGGCCAAAGAAGCUUCCUUAAGAAGAAAUGAAGCUGCCAAGUGGCUGCGAAAUAUGGUUGGAACGGUUGGUGGUAGGGACUUGCCGGCUGAGCCUUCCGAAGAAGAUUUCAUGGCUGCGUUGCGCAAUGGGAUCAUCCUCUGCAGUGCUCUUAACAAAAUCCAACCUGGUGCCGUACCCAAGGUGGUUGAAGCCCCCAGUGAUGCUGAUGUUCUUCCUGAUGGGAAAGCACUAUCUGUGUAUCAAUACUUUGAAAAUGUGAGGAACUUUCUUGUUGCUCUUGAGAGAUUGGGGCUUCCCACUUUUGAAACUUCUGAUUUGGAACAGGGAGGGAUAUCUUCUAGGGUAGUAAAUUGUAUUCUAGCACUCAAGUCAUACAAUGAAGGGAAAUUGAUAACCAAUGGUUUAUGGAGAUAUGGUGGGAAUGUAAGAGCUUCUAAUCUUAUUAAACCAGUUAUGAGUAAGGACCCAGAACCACUCAAGGAGUCUUUCUCAAGUGCCAAUAGUGAUCCUAGCCACGAGCACUGCGAAGAGGAUCCCAUGUCUUCCUUGAAUACACUAGUUCAUGAAUUCUUUCGCGAUAAGAAGCAAGAAGAUAUUCCCGCGUUGAUUGAGUCCUUUCUUGGCAAAGUCAUGGAGGAGUUUCAAAAUCGCAUGCUAAUCCAACAAGAAACGAACAAAAUAACUCAAGAAUAUAAGCCAUCAUCUGAAGCACAUAAUUCGGGUUUAAAGCCUGCUUCUGAUGACGAAGAGAUGGUUGACAAUGAAGAUGUGGAGGCUAAACAAGAGAAAUGUGAUAAUGUGAAGUACAAUGCCGGUGAAGAACGAAGCAGCAAGCAUUUGAAGCAGCUAGAGUUAGAUCAACAGCGAAAGGAAAGUAGCGAGUUUCCCAAGCAACAAGAUUUAGUUGAACAGGAAAAUGAAAAAAACAAGAUUUUGAAGCAGCAACUUUUAGCUCAAAUUGAAAACAAAAGAAGUGAGCUUUUGAAGCAGCAACAAUUAAUUCAACAGGAAAACGAAAGAAGCAUGCUUUUGAAGCAACAAGAGUUGGCUCAACUAGAAAACAAAAGAAACGAUCUUUUGAAGCAGCAACAACUAGUUCAACAAGAAAGUGAAAGAAGUGAGGUUUGGAAGCAACAGCAGUUAGCUCAACUGGAAAAUGAAAGAGUCGAACUUACGAAGCAACAACAGAUAGUUCAACAGGAAAAAGAAAGAAGCGAGCUUCUGAAGCAGCAACAAUUAGCUCAACUGGAAAAUGAAAGAAUGCAGCUUUUGGAGGAACAUCAGUUAGUUCAACAACAGAAAAAUGAAAGAAUCAACCUUUUGAAGCAGCAACUAUUAUCUCAACAGGAAAAGGAAAGAAUCCAACUUCUGAAGCAGCAACAGUUAGUUGAACAGCAUAAGGAAAGCAUUCAGGAGUUGAAAAGUAUGGUAUAUCAAACAAAAACAGGAAUGGAAUUUCUGCAAAAGAAACACCAGGAAGAGAUAAUUCAUCUAGGUAAGCAGCUGCAUAGCAUAGCUUCUGCUGCUUCAGGAUAUCAGCGAAUUCUUGAAGAAAACCGCAAGCUAUACAAUCAAGUGCAAGACCUAAAAGGAAAUAUCAGGGUAUACUGCAGAGUUAGGCCUUGCCAUCAUAAUCAAACCAGUGUGAGUAACAUAGAUGAAGGUAGCAUCUCACUCAUAAUACCUUCCAAGAAUGGGAAAGAUGGGAAGAAGACAUUUACUUUCAAUAGAUGUUUCGGUCCUAAUGUGACUCAAGCGGAGGUUUUUGCCGAUACUCAACCUCUGAUACGUUCAGUUCUGGAUGGCUACAAUGUCUGCAUAUUCGCCUACGGUCAGACAGGUUCAGGAAAAACACACACAAUGUCUGGACCAAACAAUCCCACUGAAGAAACAGUAGGUGUUAACUACCGGGCGCUUCGAGAUCUUUUCCUUAUCUCAGAACAAAGGAAAGACACCAUUCACUAUGACAUCAGAGUUCAAAUGCUUGAGAUCUAUAAUGAGACAGUUAGAGACCUCCUAUCAACAGAUGGUGUUCAAAAAAGAUUAGAAAUCCGUAACAGUUCUCUGAAUGGGAUUAACGUGCCAGAUGCAAAUCUUGUUCCGGUUCAAUCGACUGCAGAUGUCUUAAGUCUAAUGGACCUGGGAUUUAAGAAUCGCGCUGUUAGUGCUACUGCGAUGAAUGAUCGCAGUAGUCGUUCUCACAGCUGCCUUACAGUUCAUGUUCAUGGAAAGGACCUUACCUCCGGAAAAACAAUUCGUGGUUCUAUUCAUUUAGUUGACCUGGCUGGAAGUGAAAGGGUUGAUAAAUCUGAGGUCACAGGAGACAGACUGAAGGAGGCUCAACAUAUCAACAAGUCACUUGCUGCUUUGGGAGAUGUUAUAUCUUCUCUUGCCCAAAAGCAACAACAUAUUCCAUACAGGAACAGUAAACUUACUCAGCUACUUCAAGAUUCUCUAGGAGGGCAAGCAAAAACUCUAAUGUUUGUUCAUAUUGCUCCGGAGCAAGAUGCUCUUGUAGAAUCAAUUAGUACGUUGAAGUUCGCCGAAAGGGUAUCCACUAUUGAACUUGGUGCUGCCAAAGUUAACAAAGAUAGUGCAGAUGUGAAAGAGCUUAAAGAACAGAUUGCUAAUUUGAAGGCAGCCUUAGCACAGAAGGAUGAAGAAGCAGAACAGUUUCAACAUCCUCCAAGUAGCAAGUCUGAUUUGCCAGUGUUGAAAUCUCAAUUGUCUUCUACUACAGUUAGUUCUAAGUCCGGAAGUCGCAAGAUACCCAGAGAUGAUUCUGCUAGUAGCUUGGAGGUAUGAAUAUUGUUAAUAAUUUACCAUAACUC
Arachis ipaensis is the source of this 3210-nucleotide messenger RNA. Lineage: Eukaryota; Viridiplantae; Streptophyta; Magnoliopsida; Fabales; Fabaceae. The record is from RefSeq and is a predicted model, not a curated record.